ACCAAUAUUUCAGAGACCAUCUCCGACAGGAAGUUCCAGAGAUCAGGUGUUUGUGUUUGCAGUCCAGUAGGAAAAUACACAAAUUGUAAGCGGCUAUUGAGGAACAGUGGCGCGUUUUCUUCUGGGAAACAACUUGUCUCAUUUUACUGAUAUUUGUUGAUUGCUUGGAUACAGAACCACAGAUACAAUGCCCAUCUUUACGAAAAGAAAGGAGAAAAUUACCGAGAAAUACGAGCUUAAGCACGUCCUUGGAACGGGCGCAUUUAGUGAAGUUGUAUUAGCUGUCGAUAAAAGUAAUGGUGAUACAGUGGCAGUCAAGUGCAUUGAAAAGAAAGGAAUCAAAGGAAAAGAGGAUGCCUUACUAAGUGAAGUUGAAAUAUUAAGAAAAGUUACACAUCCCAAUGUUGUACACCUGCAGGAAAUCUUUGAAAGCAAAAACCAUGUUUACUUGGUCAUGCAGCUAGUGACUGGAGGAGAGCUUUUCGAUCGUAUUAUCGAAAGAGGAAGUUACACAGAAAAAGAUGCCAGUUUUGCAAUCCGUCAAAUUCUCGAGGGAAUCAAGUUUGUUCACGAUCUUGGGAUUGUGCACCGAGACCUGAAGCCUGAAAAUUUGUUAUACUACUCAGCCGACGAAGAUGCAAAAAUUAUGAUCAGUGAUUUCGGCUUAUCAAAGAUGGAAGAAUCUGGGGACAUGUCAACAGCAUGCGGUACACCAGGCUACGUAGCGCCAGAGGUAUUGAGGCAAAAGCCUUAUGGGAAGGCGAUAGACGUCUGGUCAAUAGGUGUAAUAUCCUAUAUUUUACUAUGUGGGUACCCACCAUUUUACGAUGAAGAUGACAGUCAAUUGUUUAAUCAGAUUAUGAAAGGAGAAUACGAAUUUGAUUCACCAUACUGGGAUGAUAUCUCUGAGUCUGCCAAAGAUUUCAUUAGACACCUUAUGGAAAUUGACCCAAACAAGCGUUAUACGUGUGACGAAUGUAUAAAUCAUCCAUGGAUUUCUGGUAACACUGCUCUUGAUAAGGACAUUCAUUCUACUGUCAGUGCACAGAUGAGGAAAAAUUUUGCUAGGAAAAAGUGGAAGCAAGCAUUCAAUGCCACAUCAGUUAUCAGACACAUGAGAAUGUUAGGCCUAGGAGGAGCAUCGGGCCUAGCUGCGAAAAAAGCUGCUGCUGCCGCCAGCAAUGGUGAAAAGAAGUAAAGAUCUGUUGUGGUUGAUUGCCGUGUUAAUAUUGCCAAGUACUAGAUAUUUGGACGAUCAAUGAUGAGAACCAAACCUGUAGGGCUAAUCGACCAAGGGGAAGUCGUACCUGCUCUCAACCCAUUGGCUGUACUAUGUACUAAGUUUGCUGCUUCGAACUAGGCCUACGGUAACACAAAAUUAUCAUAUCAGCCUGGCGAUUGGGACUCUGAAUUGAACUUUUUUACGACUAUAUCAUUCGUCAAAAAACAAGCAUCAUCUUAUUAUCUUCAAUAAUUCCCUUCUUUUUUCCUGUACUAUAAUUUUAUGAACUUAAAUUCCUAAUUUAGCUUAAUCAUAAUAAUUAUUUUUGAUUGCAUUUAAUCUGUCAUAUAGUGAUUAUUUUGUAUAAAUACUUUUAAAAUAAUUAACAAUUAAGUGUAGAAAUUCUAAUUAAAUUUCCUAAUGUAAGUUAUACAGUUUACCAAUACAUUGAAUGUAUACUUUAGGGUUGUCUGCUGUGCAAAUGAUGUAAAACACAAAAUGCCAAAUUUUAUUUGACAAAAAAAACUGUUAUAUGCCAAUAUACAGUCACGAUAUGCCUAUAUAUGGUUAUGAUGUGAUGUCAUCAUGACCAUAUUAGGUAAGGUUUUGUCAAAUGUAAUUUGAUAUUCUGGAAAUGGUUUAAAUAUAUAACUUGCUGAUAUGUGUAAAAUCUGAUAAAUCAGUUUUUUUUUUUAUUGUUAAUGAUUACCCACCUGGGUAGCUAACGAUAGCUAGUAAUAAAAUCAAUUUUAAUAAAUUAAUGGACACUUUAAAGUGUAAAGCUAUUUAAAAGCUAGAAUGCAAAAAAUUUUGUAUUUUAUAUAUUUUUAUCUUUUUUCCCCCCACUUAUGUAUGUAAUUUAAGAAUUUUUGCACAGUAAAGAACUUUUAAUGAAAUAGAGUUGGGGAAGUGCGCCCUCUUGGGUUAAACUAAAUAAUUCAUAUUCAACCUUGCUGCAGUUGCUACACGUCACAAAAUAACUUGCCUGUACUAGCACAUUGCUUUAUGUACCAUGUUUGAUUUGCUGAAGGUGUAAUAAAAAAUGAAAUAUUUAAAAUCAUUUUUCGUGAGUAAUUGAAAUGAAAAGUGGUUUUUACAUUUGUAAGAUUAAAAUUGUAAUUCUAAUUACAGUAAGUAUUAAAGUGAUGGUCUGAAAUGAUAUAAAAAAAAUUACCAAUGCAUAAAUAAUUUAUCAAUAUGUCAAUCAAAUAUAGUAUUUCUGGGUUUAUAUAUUUUCUGUGUGAUUCAGGUUAAUAUUUGUAGAUUUAGUGUUUUCUGAUUAUCACUUACAAGAGUCUUGGUUUGCUAGCAUUCAGGUAAAUUCAAAUGUGCGCUUACAUAAUUAUAUAUGUACACACUAUGUAAUAUUUUGUGAAAUUAUAAUUUUUGUAUUUUAAUUUUAUGCAUUUUUUUGGUAUAUUAAUGAUAUAUUUAGGGUAUCAUAAUGAUGAUGUUUAAUGUUAGUAUUAAGAUAAUAAUAUUAUUAAUAUUAUUAGUAAUAUUAAUAUUAUUAAUUGAAAUGUUGUUUGAAACGGAAUCAUCUUAAGAUCUUUCAGAUUAAGUUACCGAAAAAUUAAGUAAUUUUAUCAUUGAUAUUGCCAUACUUAUGGUUGUUAACCCAGGAUGGUUCUUAUGAAUAAGAAGCUGGAUGAGGGUGUUUAUCCUCAUCUGAUAUUGCGGCUGCGUGUGCAAAUAUUUUUUUAUUGUGUGAAAUUUCUAGAAAACAUUCCUGUGGACUUUAUGAUGUACCUCAUAUAGUUAUACUUGUUCAAACAAUAGGGAACGUUAGGUCAAACAUAUUAGUAUGAAACAUGUUUAGAGUUUAAUGGCAUAUCAAAGGGCAAACAUGGGAGGCUCAAGCUCGCCCAUUCUAUCCCUCCCCCUCUCCCCCUCCUCUUAGAAAUUUACAGAGCAAAAAUAUUUUAUCCAAGCAUUGGUGGCACAAAAAAAGGGAUUGAGGACAAUUGUUUUUCCCUCCCCAGAAAGGAAUUGACCCCUAUUAAAAUUAUUAAUUUGUGAUCCAACCAAAUUUAUGGUAAUUAUAUUUGCAAAAUCUCUACCCCUUGAGCCCACCAGGGGUUUUAGUUCCCAACCGUGACCCUAAACACUAGCCCUUUGGUUCGAACCAACUUGUUGGAUCCUUUGGCUAAUUUCUUGAGCUACCACUGCAUCCUAAUAGUUAAUGAUCACCUCAUUUCUUAUUCCCCUAAUUCCCCGCUCCCUGUUAAAACCCCCAGAUACAUCACUUAUUAUAGAGAUCAUAGAACACUGGGCAUAUGGCGAGUGUUUUGGCUAUAGAAACUGGACAAGGAUAGAGGUAAUAGACAGUGGAUAUGAAAGAAAUUGAGCAAGAGGACCCCAUGACUAUAGCUUUAACAAAUUUAUUUCAAUAAUAUGUAGGACCUGUUGAUUAUUAUAGAAAACCAUAUCAUAUUAAGUCGCAUUUGUAAACAGUAACCAUCAGCAUUUAUCUAUCCAACGUAGCAAUAGUAACAAUGAUUUUGUUGAUGUUCUAUCUUUAGCAACGGUAACAGUGUAUAUGUUUAUGAAGAUUUUUUUCAAAUGUCAAAUUGUACUAUUUGUUUACUAUUAUAACACAGAUAUAAAGAACCGGUUGUUGCUAAGAUACUAGCAUUUUAUAUUCAGUUUGUAGUAAUUUUGUAGAUAAGAAUUUGAGUAACAAACUGAGAUAAUUCUUUGCAAUAUGUUUAUUUAAUCCCUUGCGGUGAUUAACAAAGAGUGGACUGAUUUGGUAUAAUACAAUUAAAAGAGAACAUUUAUAAAGUAGCGAUGUAAUUAAUUAUGUCCUGUGUUUGGACAUAGUGUAAAUAGAUUUGUAAAAAAAUUACAUUUUUUCUGUUAUAUUUCUUUAUUUUGACAAUUUUUUGAGGUGACUGUAUGUAAUAUUGUUUAAUUAGGAUCCAAAAAGAGUUUUUGAUUGUUUUACACAAGAAGAUGCUGUAUUAUUGAUUUUUGUUUUGCUUUUGGAAGUUAGUGCAAUUUAAUAAAACACUAAGAGAUGAAAGAAUCACGAUAUAAAAAAUGAUGCCUUAAAUCGA
Molecule: messenger RNA, 4281 nt
Organism: Anneissia japonica
Lineage: Eukaryota; Metazoa; Echinodermata; Crinoidea; Comatulida; Comatulidae
Product: calcium/calmodulin-dependent protein kinase type 1D-like
Exons: 9
Coding region: 188-1198 (336 amino acids)
Biological process (GO): protein phosphorylation
Molecular function (GO): ATP binding; calcium/calmodulin-dependent protein kinase activity; calmodulin binding
Source: RefSeq, a predicted model, not a curated record